Molecule: messenger RNA, 2053 nt
Organism: Nelumbo nucifera (sacred lotus)
Lineage: Eukaryota; Viridiplantae; Streptophyta; Magnoliopsida; Proteales; Nelumbonaceae
Product: protein LNK1-like
Biological process (GO): regulation of DNA-templated transcription; circadian rhythm
Source: RefSeq, a predicted model, not a curated record
ACAUCUGCGCUACACAGAAAACAUCUCCCACUCAUCGGGAGAUGUUCUCAAUGCACGCUGAGAUGUGCAUGUGGGGCGUUCUAGCUCUUCCCACCACUAGUUCUGGCCGUCGCUUCUGAGCCACAAGCAUGGGAAACGGAGCACAAAGACAAACUUUUUGACAGCAAAAGGUUCAUCUGGAUUCUCUCCUUUUCAAAUCCACAGACAGCCUUCAAAUUCAAAGUGGGUUGGCUUCAGAUGCCCAUAUGAGAGGUUUGUCGCCUCAAGCGUCGAUUGUUUCAGAGGAGAUUCGAGUCGGUGAUGGAGUGACUCUACACCUCUCUAUUUAUAGAGAAGAAGGGAUGCAGUAAGUCUCAAUGGAGAGAGUCUGCAUUUCAGCGUUCCAAAUUUGCAGGUGAUCAUCGGUGGCUGGAACCCGGAAAGUCUGUAGCAGUGGAAAGCUUCCCUGUAAAUCAUCGCCUGAGAAGACGACGGUUCGACGGCUCUCCUCGAGCGAACCCGUUUCGACCAGAUCGAGCCCGUCGUUCCAACCCGCCGAGUUAAGCAAGUUAAUCCGACGCGUUACGUCGGGUCAACACGGCGAGGUGGGCCUAAUCGAUCCGUGUCGAUCCAGUCUGAAUCGGAUCAAACCGGACCGAUCCAGGCCGGACCAUAUUUGUUUAAUGGUCCGGUUCAGGGCCCUAUAUGGCUCAUAAUUCGAUAAAGACAUGGACUGGUAUAUCCUGGGAGGCUAUGAUGAUCCCAUUGAUCCAAAGCAUCAAGGACCAAUAGAUAGGUUUCCUUUACAGAACUAUCAUUCACAAUCGGGAGUUGCAACUUUAAAUGGCUUUGCCUCCACAAAUAAGUAUGGCAUUGGUAUGACAAAUCUGACUAGGGAAGAACUUGGUCUUGAUGGAAAAUUCAUACACAAUGAAGGUGAGAAUGGUAUUUAUGGUCAAUCUUCUAGUGGUUCCAGCAGUUGCAGAGGAUAUCCAAUGGUUGAUAACAAUAGAGAGAACCCAGAAGCUUCUUUAGACAGGAGAAAAGUUCCAUGUGGUCGACCUGAUUACCAGCUUGAAGGCUUAACUGGGACGAAUCGGAUGGAUGAUAUUUUCUUGAGUUUGUUAAUGGAGCAAAAUUUGUCCAACAUGGAAAAUUUAGCAAGUCCCGCUUCCACAUUUUCUGAAUCUGAAUGUAGCAUGAUUCCAUUUCAUGAUUUCUUGAUGGACAUGAUAGCAAAUUCACAGUGUAUUUCAAAGGAUCUGUCGGGUCAGUGCAAUUCAAUGAAUCAAAAAACACAUGCUUUUCCUCCAUCAACAAUUUGGAACAGAGUGAUGAAUAAUUCAUAUUUUCCUAGACCAUCCAAUUUGGAGCAAGCCAAAGAUUUUUCAAUGAAAAAGGCACCAUUGGACACAAUCUUGAACCCAGGUGAAAUAUGUAGCCCUUACAAAGCAGAUGGACAUUUGGAUGUAGAAAAUUCAGUGGAGGAAUCUGUGUUGCAGGAACUCAAAGUGGUCAUAACACAGGUUAAAUUGACCAAGCAGACACGAAUAUGCUUUCGGGAUGCCCUGUACCGCCUUGCCAACAGCAACAGGCAACAACAUAUGCUACCAGAUGGAGAAACUUAUGUGGACAAUACCUCUUCAGAAACAUUUGGUGAACUAUCAAGAUUUGGAAGAAUGACACCACCGGAACUUGGUAAAAGCUUCGUCGAUAGGACCAUUGAAAACCUAUUGUUUAAUACAUUGAACUGCACUGGGCCAAAUCAUUUUUCUCAGCAUCAACAAACCUUAGAAGAGAACCUCUGGCUGCAACUGGAUCAUUCAACUAUAGCUUGAAUCAGACAUCAAUCCUUGCUGAUCCUUCUCCAAUGUUACGAAGUCUUGCUGAAGUUCCAACCUUUUGUAGUGAGUUUGUAUAAAGAUUUCAACAAUAGGUCAAUACCAAGACUAGAAUAAAUCAUCAUUCAAGAAUCAAUUACACUGAGCAAUUGAAUAGGUGAUUUAGCAAUUUUAUUGUAAUUAGUAGUGAAAAAAGGUAUUAUAUUAGUCAUCCAAAUUUGCAUUUGAUUCUA